This is a messenger RNA of Rhododendron vialii, 2152 nucleotides long. RefSeq lists its product as uncharacterized. NCBI's taxonomy places the organism in Eukaryota, Viridiplantae, Streptophyta, Magnoliopsida, Ericales, Ericaceae. The coding region runs from base 1422 to 2003 and encodes 193 amino acids. The transcript is spliced from 2 exons. The record is from RefSeq and is a predicted model, not a curated record.
GAAUGAGUUAGGGCUUCAGGGUUUGGAUGGUUGUGAUCUAAGUCAUGCACGGUCCAUAUCUAAAAGUUCAUUUGACCUUAUAUAUGUUUGGUUGGGUUCGGUUUUGAAUGUUUCGCAACCCCCCAAAACCGAUACCAAACCAAAAUACGUUCAAUUUUUCUGAAAAAUAAAACCAACCUGAAUUGACUAAUGUACAAAAACUGAAUCAAACCAAAAUUUUCCGUCGGUUUUGUCAGGCCAUUUGGUUUGUAGGUUAAACUUUCAGUCUUCCACCCUUGCAGAGGACUUAGCUCCCUUUUAUAGAUGACUGGUGCAAUAAAACUAUGGGUACACCAUUUGGUGUACACCACAUUGUGGGGGACACAUCUCGGGAUCCCACACAAAUGGUCGGAGCCGCUCAAUAUAUUUAACAUGUUUUAAGGAUCCCUAUAAAAAAUCAUCUGUGUUUUUUGUUUUGGAAAACAUUGCAAAUUCAUGCGAGUUUACCCCAUCAUGAUCAUUGCUGAGUUGGCAAUAAAAUGCAUUGGAAAGCUACAUUAGCAGAUGCCCCAAUUAAAUGGAGCAGCCAACUGAGAAGCAAAUGGCAAGAAAAAGCGACAGAGAUUAUAAACAAGCCCUGUGGACAAGUAUUGUCAGCCAAGCUUCUAUCAGGUUUCAGUGUCGGUGAUUUUUCAAUACAAAGGGAAUUCUGUUCUAGGCAUCAGUGAGAAAGUUACAAAGUCCAUGAUCUCCUACCGCGUCAUUCUCUGUCAGUUGAGUUCUUCAACCACAUUAUACUGCUAGGGAGCUUCAACCACAUUAUACUGCUGGGGAACUGAAGGAAAACUUGUUCAAGUGUAUCAUCCAUCACAGUCAGGCAGAUUUAAGUAAGGAAAUUAUUGGAAUUAUGUUUUUUUAACCGAGAAAAUAAGUAAUAUAUAUGAAAUUAUCCAAAUCAUAGCAAGACUGGUGCCUUGUACCAGAGGUAAGGGCGUGGGCUUCCAUGCCAUAGGUUGCAGGUUCGAACCCUUCCAGCUUCCUCCGACUUUUCUUUUUAUUGUUGAUGCUCAAACUGCUGGAAACCAAAAAAUUGCUCCUAGUUUGCAGCUAACAGGAAUUGAACCAAGCCCAUCGGUCGCUUAUAUCAUAGUAGUACCACAAUGCCAACAAAUAGCUUUCUUUUAUAGUUACACAAAUGUAAUAAAGCAGUAUUCUGUUUAUUUUUUUCUUAACGUUCUUCACUAUCUUUUGUUUGAUCAAAGCUCUGAUUGAAAGGUGACCCCUCUGUAUACAAUUCCUGGAUCCGCCACUGAUCAGUCACUGGUUUGGGUGUGCUUGGGCCUAGCGUUGUGAGUAGCCUAUGUCUUGAUUUAGCCUAUUCUAUUCAGCCGUGCAAAGUUGAACUGAAAGCUGUGGGGGCCUGUUUUCUGGGACUGGGAUUUAUGCCUCCGGUUUCAUCAGAAAAGACUUGUUCACAGGGUGGAGAACCGACCCAGAUUUUGGCAGAAAAGGUUGGAAAAUCAGUCCAACAUUUCUUGGGAAAAUUGGGCUUGACGUAUUCCCACGCCAACACAUCGAACCGGGAGCAUUUUCUCAAAAUCUGCAUCCCAUCUCCAGCAUUUGAGUGCAGAAGAAGAAGCCAAUCUCAUUCCAGUCUAACUGCUAUUUCAGGAUCCAGGGAUAUACUUGGUAUAGAUAGCGAAAGGGGCAAUCAGACCACAGAAGUAUAUACAUUCCCGUACUACGUGCUUAUAUAUGGUCACAGAUCAUGGAAAGGUUCACUCAACUGUGCUGGUUUUUAUAUCCUUCGUGGCGAAUGUCUUCUCAAGGCUACUAUUCAAAGAAAAUUAUCAUGUCUAAAGUGCCAACAAAAGAAAUUGCUUGAUUUUGUCAAAUCAACAUAUCCAACAGGGACGGUUGGCUCUUACUGUCGUGUAACCGUACGUCAGUACAGUGAUGUUUUGACUUUUGAGUACAAUUUUUAUGAACAUGAGGUUUAUAAUCUUGUGGGUAGAUUGGAUUGAUAUUAGGAUAGCAUAGAUUCUUGUAACAUAUUGCUAGAAUCACCUAACCCUAUAUAAACCCAACAGUCCAUUCCGAUCUCGUAUCUGAAUUUCAGAGUAAAAUACCACUCCAGUUUAUUUGAAAUUUUAGAUAUAGGUAUCUUAUUAGG